Messenger RNA from Mytilinidion resinicola, 2067 nucleotides. RefSeq lists its product as uncharacterized. The coding region runs from base 1 to 2067 and encodes 688 amino acids. The transcript has a single exon. Lineage: Eukaryota; Fungi; Ascomycota; Dothideomycetes; Mytilinidiales; Mytilinidiaceae. The record is from RefSeq and is a predicted model, not a curated record.
AUGACCGACUCUACGGCCCAAGCAACUCCCGGCUCCUCUAUUUGGAAUAUUCCAGGUCUCGAUAAGGACACAUUCUACGCUGCUGCUCUUUAUCUUCAUGCAUCCAAAGGGCAACUCGAAGGAAAACCAUUGGCACGCGCCCCAAAGACUCCCCAGGCCACACGGGAUUUCCUUGAUCGCCUCGCGGAUUGUUUCGCCCGUUCUAAGCUUCAAGAUGCCCGUGACCACGUCUCUGCUACUGCGAUGGUGAGAAAUGAUGAGCAAAAGGAGAUUACGCUCUAUAUCGCCAAAAAUCAAAGCAACAAGGAAUGCAAACCUUCAAUUUCUCAUGAAGAACAAAGCGCAAUUGUCAACGAGAACGAACAGUUUGCGGGAACUUUGAUGACAUGGUUCAGCGAGUUGGCUAGCGAGGAUACUGCUGAAGCCGACAAUGAUGUUACUGAUCGGUAUUUGGAUGUCUUCGAGGCCAUGUGCAUGUUCAGUCAGUCCCGUCUCGAGCAUUAUAUCGAAAAGAUAGGCGCGUGCGAUAUCGAAGAUCUGGAGCCUGUAGUACUCCUCAACGUGGGAGCUAAGUUCACGGACGGCUGGAAUGCAACCAAGCCUCUCAUCGAUGAAUGCAGUCGUUAUCAGGAAGCCAAAACUAACCUAACGAACUUUGUCGAGCAGAUGCCUUGCCUUUUAAGGACUUAUACACUUUUGGCUGGCCAAGUUCGUAAGAAUCCCGACUUUCAGGAGCUUGCGGAUAAAAUUGAGAUUUUGGGUUCGGAUAUGGCUACGAAACUGAGAGGCGUUGCACAGACAGUAAAGUGGGUCAACUACCUUGGUCGACUUUGGGCUGCGUAUGUCAACUUCCUUGUGUUCUGCAGACACGAGGAGCAGAGCGGAUAUACCUUCAAGCAUGAAUUGCUUCCUUCACAAGAAGACAAAUGGAGCGGUGACGCGUACCUGCAAAAGAUUCGCUCAUGGGUCGGGAAUCUGGACUUGCAGCGGGAUACGCGCAAAUUCGUGAACGGCAGAACGGUCAUCGCCCGCGACAGCGUGGAGACAGUCAUGGGCGAUGUUAUUAAGAGGAGCGGGAACAGGGCUCGCGUACAUUGCGAAAUGCUGCUUAUGAUGCAUUUCUCGCAACCAGGCGUCGAGAAGUGCCUGGACUACUUUGGCUGCAGCAAGAAGUCUUGCUGGCUCUGUUGGCAGAUGAUCCUGCAAAACAAGCAGCGUAGCAUGAAAGACACUCAUCGCAAGCUCUUUCCACUAUGGGCAUUUCCUUUCGAUUUCUCUACAGCACAGUCCGCUGUCGCGGAAGGACUCCGGGCUGCACAUAACGAAAUGCUGUCGCUCAUCCAGGACAUGGUAAUCAAGCAAAUCCCUCUCAGCGACCUUGAACCAUAUCCGCAGACUUCGGCUCGAAUUACUCCGACUCACCGACGCGCUUCGAUCGGCGACACCAGCGGCAUAGAUGCUGAAUCAGGCUUAUUCUCAGGCAACCCACUCAUAGGACCAGACUCAGCCAGAAUGCCAAUCAUUGUUGUACCCGCUCUCCAUCUCCCCGCACAUGAUUCUUCCGGAGACGUACGCCGAGUAAAAAUAUGGGGUUAUAACAGGGAUGAAUCGAGUUUCGACGAAAGGCUUUUCAUUAGCGAUCCAAUACUGAAAGGCAAAGUAAUCUCACUUGCCUUUCAGCUUCUCGCACUUCAUGACUACGACAAGCUAUUGGGCUUCAAAGAGGCUCGGAAACGACAUUCUUGGGACACCGUGCGAUUUCCAAACUUCAAGACGCGUGCGCACACUUACACACUUUAUUAUCGCUCUGCGAAUACGUUAGCACCAAAUCCUUGCCUGCUCUCGAUCUGGAGAACCAUAGAGGACGAAGACUUCGCCUUUUUCCCUUACAGAGGAGACGCAUUCAUCAUAAAGCAGAAGUAUCAAGACCCCUCUCGCGGCGAGCUUGAAGGAGGACUUCGGCCCGAGCUUAUGGGAGAAUCUUCGCACAUCGAUGAUUUGGAAUGUUUGCAGGAUUUGAAAUCGCAUUGGGAAGUCUUGUCACGCCUGCCGCAGCGUGGGCAUUAA